AAGAACACCCACCGAUAGAGGGAAUUUUCUUUGUUUUCAGAGUUUUACGUUAGAUUUUCUCGACUUUUAUUCAGUUAUAAAAAAUCCUUUAGCCAUGGAUGUCUUCGGGUGCUACGAUUACAAGCGUCCUGUCAACGACAAGCAAACCGAUUGGCGGACCUCUCAGUAUCGCGGUCACCGUCACAUCACCGACCUGCGGAUGGAGAAUAAGCUGAAUGCCAAAUUUGCAGACAAGGGCAUCUACGUGAGGGAUCCGUUGUUGUCCGAGAAGCCCCGCACCGAUGUUUCGGCCAAUUUUGUGUGGAAGUAUGGCAAUCCCGAUGCUCUUAGGAACCCAUCGCUGAAUAUGAAAACACAGUACAUGAAGCCCCUGGAUGAGUGCUGUCUUCGGUUCAUAAAACGAAAAAUAAAACCAAUAUCGAGUGUGACCCAGGACACUUAUGUUCUCAAAGAAAUGCCUGAAGAACAGGCAGUACUACCCAUUACCAUGCCAAGUGCAGUGACGACCACCAAUCUGGUCAUCGACCGCUCGCAGGAAGGCAUUAGCAAGUACCUGGACCCCAAUGCCACCACCUACAACUUGUCGUAUGUGAGACAUAGCAAUGAGGCCCUGACUGGAGGCAUUGCGGCCCACGACAAUCUCACCUUCUGGAAUUGGUCGGAGAAAGUGGUGGCAAUGCGAAAAGUAUCCCGGGAACCGGAUCCCAUUCUGUGUGACGAAUUUCCCUCACAAAAUUGUACCAAACGACGUUGCGAGUUCCAGAACAUGUUGAAGCCGGUGCCCCACUCGGGUAUGGUGACCGAGGUGCGCGAGAACUACAUCGAUCCACUAUUCCGCAAGGUUGAGUUUGAUCCGGACGUGAACCCGAGGCUGGUUAAUGCCGAUGUCAUUCCAUUUGCCAAGAAGAGCGAGUAUGCCAUUUACGGAUCUGGCGAGCCGGUUGUGAAGUACGUCUAGGUUUUCUCUUUAUCCAAUGGCAAUUAUUUUCGCAAAAUUAAAGUUACGAGCAUGUCGUUCAUUA
Molecule: messenger RNA, 1022 nt
Organism: Drosophila ananassae
Lineage: Eukaryota; Metazoa; Arthropoda; Insecta; Diptera; Drosophilidae
Exons: 2
Coding region: 95-958 (287 amino acids)
Source: RefSeq, a predicted model, not a curated record